This is a messenger RNA of Xyrauchen texanus (razorback sucker), 2397 nucleotides long. RefSeq names its product serine/threonine-protein kinase SBK1. Bases 145 to 1164 code for a protein of 339 amino acids. NCBI's taxonomy places the organism in Eukaryota, Metazoa, Chordata, Actinopteri, Cypriniformes, Catostomidae. Gene Ontology annotation, biological process: peptidyl-serine phosphorylation; peptidyl-threonine phosphorylation. The transcript is spliced from 4 exons. Gene Ontology annotation, molecular function: ATP binding; protein serine/threonine kinase activity. The record is from RefSeq and is a predicted model, not a curated record.
AGGAGCACUCUGCUCAAAGCUCUUCAUCGAACAGGAGUCCUCACUCCAAGCACUCUGCAUUGGCUUCGGCUGCUGCACUGGUUCUAUUGCUGUCUGGUUGUGCACUCUGAUCCUUUGCACAGCUGCAGAGAGACAGGAGGUACAAUGAUUGAGCUGGACUCAGUAGAGGAGGGCAGCAGUCUGAUAGACGAGCUGAUGAAGUUGACUUCUCAGAGUUUAUGUCAUCUAGAGAUAAAAGAACAUUUUAAUAUCAUUAAAGAAAUCGGCCGAGGCAAAUAUGGUCAAGUUCUGCUGGUCACCCACCGCUGCAAGGGGACACCAAUGGCUCUUAAAGUGUUGCCAAAGGCCUCAACCAAGAUGCAAGGCUUCCUGCGAGAGUACUGCAUCUCCUUGCAUCUGUCAUGUCACCCCUGCAUCGUUGGACUUUUUGGAAUCGCCUUCCAGUCCAACGAACAUUACGGAUUUGCACAGGAGCUUGUUGUGGGACGGGACCUGUUCGCCAUCAUUCAGCCGCGGGUUGGCAUCGCAGAAUGUGCAGUCAAACGCUGUGCAGUUCAAAUCUCUAGUGCUCUAGAGUUCAUCCACCAGCGUGGGCUGGUCCACCGUGACAUCAAGCCUGAGAAUGUACUGCUACUGGAUAACCAUUGCAGACGGGUCAAACUAGCCGAUUUUGGCCUCACCCAGAGACGCGGAACCCUUAUCAGCUUCAUAUCAGGCACGCUUCCAUACAUGGCUCCAGAGUUGUGUGCCAUGGUCUUGGAGGAAGGCCAGAAGGAGGUGAAAGCUCCUCCACUUAGUGUGGAACCCAGUCUAGACACCUGGGCUUUUGCUGUUCUACUAUUCUGUAUUCUCACCGGCUUCUUCCCUUGGGAACGUUGCAAUGAGAGUGACGAUUUCUACGAGGAGUUCGCAGACUGGCGGCGGGAACCAAAGAAGGCCUCUGUGCCGUCUCAGUGGAAAAGGUUCACGCCCGUGUGUGUUGAGAUGUUUAGCAUGAUGUUGGCGGUGGAUGCCAAUGAAAGGUGCUCGGUAGGGAACGUUAAAGGUUAUGUGGGUAAGGACUGGGUGCGAGCCAAGGGAGUUAAUGGAUGGGUGGGGGAAAAUGGGGAGGUCAAUACGCGCACGCCGAGUCCUUGCAGAAGUAGCCACAGCAAUGAACAGUGAUGAUGUCAUGUGAUUCUUUGAGUGGCCAAUGAGUGGUAAUUGGUUUCCCAUUGCAGCGCAAAGUACUUGAGCUGAUUAGUGGACUAAAAUAGCAUUGCUUCGCACAGUAUGCACACACAGUUAUAUAUACAGUAUAUGCAAAUAUGCUGUUAAUACUGCAGAUCUUAAAGGAACAUUCUGGGUUCAAUACAAGUUAAGCUCUAUCGACAGCAGCAUUAGUGGCAAAAUAUUGAUUAUUACAAAAAUUUAUUUCAAAUAUCAACCAUAAGAUCUUUUAAUUUCAAACCUCCUUUAAAAGAAAAUAAAAAUCUAUAUGGGUUCCAGUAAGGCUCUUACAAUGGAAGUGAAAGGGGCCAAUCCGUAAACGAUAAAAUACUCACUGUUUCAAAAGUAUGGCCACAAGACGUAAAUGAUAUGCAUAUUAAAAUCAUUUUAGUGUGGUAAAAUUGCUUACUAUCUUAUCUGAGAAUUGCUACAUCCAAUUUUACAACUUUGUUGCUAUAAAAAUUUAAUGCACCAUAAAAUGACUGUAAAAUGAGGAUUUAAGCAACUAGACAGCUCAAGCAAUCUUGAUUUAACAGAAUGCUUAAUGUAUUUCUACCUUUAAACCCUCAAAAUAUUGGUUCAAAUUCACUUCCAUUGUAAGUGCCUCACUGUAACUUUUGUUUUUGCCUCAAUUGUUAUUUUUUUAAAGUAGGGACAACUAGAAAUUAUAUUAUACAAUUCUGGCAAUUUGAGACAAAUUUUGUAUUGAAUUAGAAAUAUACAUUUAAUUGCAUUUAUCCUGGAAUAUUGUACAUUGUAUUAGACACACAUAAAUGUUAUAUUUAAUGCUAUAUAGCAUAUUAUUGGGAUGGUUUAGCUUUGAGAUGUUUAAUUACACAUGUAUAUAUUAUAUAUAGUCCUAUACAUGUUUAUUUGACCUUAGCAAAACCUUUAUUAGCUAUACAUUUUUCUACCGGAUACACACUUACUAUUGUUGUGAUUAAUGUGAGGUGUUACAGUAUGUGUUACAAUAAAAUGUCUUAAAAUCAUUUUUAUUGUAAACAAAGAUCUUUAAUACAAAAAAAGGCAUGUGGAAGGGCACAAAAUUAUCUGAUGCUUUAAAAUAAGUUUUUUGACUUUUGCUUUUAGAAUUUUAAAGCAUUUAUUUCUAAUAAAUGUACACCCAUUUGCACUAAAGACAACCAUAACAAUGCAUUUAAAUGUCAUAUCAAUAAAAGUCAGGCUAUG